Molecule: messenger RNA, 1097 nt
Organism: Limulus polyphemus (Atlantic horseshoe crab)
Lineage: Eukaryota; Metazoa; Arthropoda; Merostomata; Xiphosura; Limulidae
Exons: 1
Coding region: 211-642 (143 amino acids)
Biological process (GO): regulation of transcription by RNA polymerase II; chromatin remodeling
Molecular function (GO): RNA polymerase II cis-regulatory region sequence-specific DNA binding; DNA-binding transcription factor activity, RNA polymerase II-specific
Source: RefSeq, a predicted model, not a curated record
UCAGAACCAUUUCAAGUCUAUUUUUGUCAACCAUUCACAGAGAAGGACCCAUAUAAGAACCUCUUUGACACUGAGCUAGAAUUGCCAAAGUUACAGCAGUGGUUUGCUGAGAACCAACAUCCCUCAAGACACCAAAUCUACCAAUAUGUUAAGGAUCGAAACUCACUGGAUUCCCGAAGAGGACGUAAACCUCUAGAUAUCAAGAACGUCAUGUACUGGUUUAAAAAUGCACGUGCUGCCUACAAGAAAGUAAAACAAAGCUAUUUUGUGGCCCCAAAUAGAUCUCAUAGUUCCAGUGAACAUUACUGUGAAGCCAGCAGCCAUAACAAUACUAGUGACAGUUAUUUCAAAAACAGCACAGGGGAAAGAAGAAAAAGAAACUGCACUUUCAUUGACUCAGCGACAGAGGAACCAAGGAUGGAACAAUGGUUCACCCUAAACACUCACCCAUCUCAUAGAAUAGUAGUGUGUCUUACUCAUGAACUGAAUGUCAUGCCUUACUGCCAAAAGUUUCCAAAACUCAAACCCAAAAACAUUCAUUUUUGGUUCAAGAACCGUCGUGCUAAGUGCAAAUGGUUGAACUUGGCAGCAGUCAAAGACUGGGGGCCAGUCAUGGACAGAUUAUCCUCACAUAUGCUGUGAUGACAUUUGUUUGUCUUAAUGAUAUAUUUUUUAUAAUGACAGAAAAAGGAAAAUAAGCAGCUCAAGUAAAAGUAUAGCAGAAUGGUUAUGAAAUGUAGGAAACAUACCAGACCUAGAAAUAAAAAUAAAUCACUUUAUAUUUACAUGAUAAAAGUUGAGCAGUUAAGAGUGAAACAUGUGAUAAAAAAAGAUCAGCAAUGAGAAGUUCAGGUUAAGCAUUAGAUUUAUAUAAUAACAGUAGACCAAGGUUGGGGAACUCUGGUGAAUUGUCAGAUUUACACAAUAACAGUAGACCAGAGUUGAAGAUUUCAGAUGAAUUAUCAGAUUUAUAUAAUAACAGUAGACCAAGGUUGGGGAACUUUGGUGAAUUGUCAGAUUUAUAUAAUAACAGUAGACCAGGACUGAGAAGAUCAAGUGAAUUGUUAGAUUUACAUAAUAACAGUAGACCAGAGCUG